Saccharomyces kudriavzevii IFO 1802 is the source of this 1104-nucleotide messenger RNA. RefSeq lists its product as uncharacterized. Lineage: Eukaryota; Fungi; Ascomycota; Saccharomycetes; Saccharomycetales; Saccharomycetaceae. Gene Ontology annotation, cellular component: SAGA-type complex; nucleus. The record is from RefSeq and is a predicted model, not a curated record. The transcript has a single exon. The coding region runs from base 1 to 1104 and encodes 367 amino acids. Gene Ontology annotation, molecular function: chromatin binding; protein binding; transcription coactivator activity. Gene Ontology annotation, biological process: chromatin remodeling; regulation of transcription by RNA polymerase II.
AUGCUAGAUAACAUGCAAUUCCAUUCUCCUGCACCGGAACAUCCCCAGUUGAAUAGGGUCAUUAACGGAAAUCCCGCUUCCCACAGAUUGGGUUACAAACUCCACCAGCAAGUACAAAGAUUGACUAUGGUCAGUGAGAACAUUGAGGGGAGAUUAAACUUGAUGGAAAGUUCACAUGGGUCGAUGUCCGAUAGUAGCGGCGUCUGUGCUAUCGAUGCAAGUGUCGAUGACUACCUAAUACCUUCUCCGCCAUUGUCGCCUAAACUGAGACACAUAUCCAUAGUAAACCAACGGCAGCCAAUCGAUAUGAAAAGCGAUCAUAGCCACUCGAUCAUGUUGACUCCUGUUUGGGAACAAGGGUUGAAUUGCCACAAAUACAAUUGUAAUACAAGAAAUUUCUUAUCGCAGUACACUUUCUUCCAAGAUAUGAAGAGUACGAAAAGGAUACCUAUUAAGGAAAAUAGGAGGUCUAAAAUGGUGAGAUCCGUCCCCGCUUCGGAAGUUUUGCCCAAGAGAAGGAGAUACGAUAGAAAAAUCAAAAAAAGAUCAAGGGAGUUGUAUGAUGAUGAUGAUGUUGAAACCGGCUUAGAAAAUUACGAUGAAGAGAGUGGUUCCGCGCAAGAAGUUCCCGUCAGAUCAGUGACUCCGAUACGUCAAGUCAAAAGACCACCUCAUACUAUUUCUUCACCAUUGGCCUCUCAAGGUAUAGUUAAUAGUGUUCCCAAGUAUGUUCCAAGUAUGUCGUGGGAAAAGUUGCCAGAUUAUUCUCCAUCUUUGCGCACUUUACCCAGCGACAAUACCAAAGUUCUAAAAGUGGAAUGGAAGGGUUCUCCAAUGGACUUGAGUCAUGAUCCCCUCAAACAGCAUUUGCACCCCGCAGAACUGGUGCUUGCUCAGAUCUUGAGAUUACCAUGUGAUCUUUAUUUGGACUCUAAAAGAAGGUUUUUUUUAGAAAAAGUUCACAGAUUCAAGAAGGGAUUGCCAUUUAGGAGAACAGAUGCUCAAAAGGCUUGUAGAAUAGACGUGAAUAAAGCAUCAAGGCUAUUUGCUGCUUUCGAAAAGGUGGGCUGGUUACAGGAUAAACAAUUCGAAGAUUAUUUAUGA